AACAACCCAUCACCAACCUUGUCUUUCAGAUUAGUUUAAAAACGUGAUCCUUCAAUUAACACCCACAAAACACCUCUCUCUCUCUCUCUCUCUCUCAGGCACACACUCACACGGAGAGACCAUGGUGAACCUCGUAGCAGCACAGAGGCCAAUGUUAAUCGGCCUAAUGAAAAUGGCCGGGGUAGUACCCCACACAGUGGAGAUCGAGCCAGGCACUACCAUGAACUUUUGGGUUCCCAAAGAAACCAUCAACACCAAGCCCAAACAAUCCAAAGAAAAGCCCAAACAAAACAAGCCAGUGGUCGUGCUCGUCCACGGCUUCGCGGCGGAGGGCAUCGUCACGUGGCAGUUCCAGAUUGGCUCCCUGACGAAGAAGUAUGCGGUGUACGUGCCUGACCUCCUCUUCUUCGGCGGGUCCAUGACCGACAGCCCUGACCGGUCACCGAGGUUCCAGGCUGAGUGCCUGAGCAAGGGGCUGAAGAAACUGGGUGUGGAGAAAUGCACGGUGGUUGGGUUCAGUUAUGGUGGGAUGGUGGCUUUCAAGUUGGCCGAGAUGUGUCCGGACCUGGUUCAGGCCAUGGUGAUAUCGGGUUCGAUCCUGGCUAUGACUGACUCGAUAAGUAGUACCACGCUUCACGGUCUUGGGUUUUCUUCUUCUUCCGAGCUUUUGUUGCCUACUUCAGUUAAGGGUCUCAAGGCACUUUUAUCUGUUGCUGCUCACAAAAAGCUUUGGUUCCCUAAUAAACUCCACAAGGAUUUCCUUGAGGUGAGUUUCACCAAUAGAAAGGAGAGAGGUGAGCUACUAGAAGGUUUGGUGGUCAGCAACAAAGAUGCCACCAUCCCCAAUUUUCAACAGGAGAGAAUACAUCUUCUUUGGGGCGAGAAUGAUCAGAUUUUCAAGUUGGAGCUUGCCAAGAACAUGAAAGAGGAACUAGGAGAAAAGGCAACAUUGGAAGGGAUAAAGAAGGCAGGCCACUUGGUUCAUCUGGAACGGCCCUGCGCCUAUAACAGGUGCCUCAAGCGAUUCUUGGCUUCUUUGCAUGCUGCUCAUGAAGCCCAAAACUGACCAAAUUCAUCCCCCGGCCAGCCAUAUAUAAUCUUGUUUGCAGCAGCAUAUAUAUAUAGGUCUCGCAUGCAUGCUAAUUAAUUAAUCGUUUGUAUUGCAAAUUAUUUCCAGCCUUUUGUGCUUUGUUUGUUUGUUUGUUCUCUAAAUAUAAAUGCUUAUAUGGAGCUCGAAGAAGUGGUUUAAGGAACUUGAAUGAAGCUAGCUAUUUUUCAUA
Molecule: messenger RNA, 1280 nt
Organism: Rhododendron vialii
Lineage: Eukaryota; Viridiplantae; Streptophyta; Magnoliopsida; Ericales; Ericaceae
Exons: 4
Coding region: 122-1066 (314 amino acids)
Source: RefSeq, a predicted model, not a curated record